AAAUGAGCUAUGAUUCAUCGAGCUUUGUGGGUAGUUCUCUCGUUUCUAUGUCCUCCAAGUGUGGAGUUAUUGAAGGAGCUUAUCAGGCUUUUGAUGAGAUACCUGUGAAGAACCUAGGCAUGUGGCGUGCAAUGCUUAUUGCCUGUGCUCAGCAUACACACACAAACAAAACGUUUGAUUUGUUCAAGCAGAUGGAAAGUGUUCGGAUGAAACCAAAUUUCAUCACUUUCUUGUGUGUGCUCUAUGCCUGCAGCCAUGCGGGACUAGUUGAAGAGGGACAACAUUACUUUCAUCUAAUGAAGGUGUAUGGGAUUGAGCCGACAGAUCAGUAUUAUGCUUCCAUGGUGGACCUGCUUGGGCGUGCAGGAAAAUUGCAGGUUGCAGUUUCAGUUAUCAAUGAAAUGCACAUAAAACCAACAGAAUCUGUAUGGGGAGCUUUAUUGACUGGUUGUCGAAUUCACGGGGACACAGAAUUAGCAGCUUAUGCAGCUGAUAGGGUCUUUGAGUUGGGUCCUGUGAGCUCGGGAAUGCACGUGCUACUGUCUAAUGCAUAUGCUGCUGCUGGAAGAUAUGAGGAGGCAGCCAAAGCCAGGAAAAUGCUGAGGGACCGAGGGGUGAAAAAGGAAACGGGUUUGAGUUGGAUUGAGGAGGGAAAUAGGGUUCAUAAGUUUGCUGCCGGGGAUAGGUCCCAUGCAAAAUCUAGAGAAAUUUAUCGAAAGUUGGAGGAAUUGGGAGAUGAAAUGGAGAGAGCUGGUUAUGUUGCAGAUACCAGUUUUGUGCUGGGAGAAGUGGAUAGUGAUGAGAAGAAUCAGGCAAUUAGGUAUCGCAGUGAAAGACUGGCCAUUGCAUUUGGGCUCAUUGCUCUUCCACCUGAAAGGACACUUAGAGUUAUGAAGAACUUGCGUGUGUGUGGAGAUUGUCACACUGCAAUAAAAUUUAUGUCAAAGUGCAGUGGAAGAGUAAUUAUUGUGAGGGAUAACAAUCGAUUUCAUCGAUUUGAGGAUGGGAAAUGCUCGUGCGGUGACUAUUGGUGAUUAAAUUGCUAGAGGCAGGGAUUCAUUUUUACAUCCU
This is a messenger RNA of Camellia sinensis, 1071 nucleotides long. NCBI's taxonomy places the organism in Eukaryota, Viridiplantae, Streptophyta, Magnoliopsida, Ericales, Theaceae. The record is from RefSeq and is a predicted model, not a curated record.